CGUCGGUUUUCCCCACAGACUAAAAACUGUUGACUGUUUUUAGUCUGUGCUUUUCUCUAAAAGGUAAAGUGGGCGUGUCCGUGUGACGUCAGGGGUUAGAGUUCAUUUCUUACGUCGGCGUGCUCCUUUGGCGCCAGCAGAUUUCGCGGGGUAAAGCGCCGCGGCUUCAGCUCCAGACGGAACCAGAACCGCAGGAGCGUUCCCGCCGGUACCAGUCGAGCCCCGCGGAAGGAGGAGGCGGUAGCAGGCAGCCCCACCGAGGCGCGUGUCUCCCGGUGGCCCAGUCCGGAGGAGGGCAGUGAGCAAUAAUGAUGGCAGCUGCAGGACCCCCCAGCACUUCCAGCUUCCUCACAUUAAUGGAGACCCUGGAGGACGAUGCUGCAGGACAGUCGGAGCAGAUAGACGCCUACCUCACCAUAGCCAAUCGGCUGAGCGGAGACGACGGCCGCCACUUCCUCCCUGCAGUUGAGAAGCACUUUCCUCGUUUGGGUAAAGUUCUUCAGGUUCACGUUCACAGUGAAAGCGUGGAGCUGAGCCAGGCCGCCCUGCAGGCCCUGGGCUUCUGCAUGUUCUACUCCCAGGUGGCCGUGUGUGUCUCUGACGUUUUUGCCGAAGAAAUCCUGUCAGCUCUUUGCUCCUUGAUCACCAACUCGACGCAUAAAAACACCUGCAGCAGAGCAUUAUGGGUCAUCUCCAAACAGAGCUUUCCUGCGGAUGUGGUCGGCAAAAACGUGCCCAUGGUGCUGAGUUCCCUGGAGAGCGUGUGGAACCGCCCCAACAUCCAGUCUGUGGUGAUAGAGCACGAAGUCCUCAACGUCAUCAUCAAGAUGCUGGAGCAAGUUCCAUCCCAGAUGGCGGAGGGGGCGGUGAAGUGGGCAAAACUGGUCAUACCGCUGGUGGUGCACUCGGCCUCCAAGGUUCGUCUUCGAGCGGCUGCUGCCAUGGAGCUGGGCCUGCCUCUGCUGCUGACCAAACAGGUGGAGGUGGCUGCUGCCAUCGAGCCCAUCAUGGCCUCGAAAUUGAUUCCAGAACUUCAGAAGCUUUUCAUGUCCAAAAAUGAGACCAACGUCCUGAAGCUCUGGCCUUUGUUUGUGAAGCUGCUGGGAAAGCUGCUGCACAGAGGUGGCCCAUUCAUCAACUCUCUACUGCAUCUGGAGGAACUGGGGUUCCGGAGCUCCUCCCCCACCGUCAAGAAGAUCGCCUUCAUAGCGUGGAAAAGCCUCAUUGAUAACUUUGCCCUGAAUCCAGAGAUCCUGUGCAGCUCCAAGCGCAUGAAGCUGCUGCUGCAGCCGCUCCUGUCCAUCCAUGUGAGGACCGAAGCUCUGCUGCUCACUAAGGUGGAGGUCUGGUGGUACCUGGUGGUGCAGCUUGGACCCAACCUGUCGUCCCACUUUGACCAGGUGUCGGUGCCUCUGCUCCAAUCCACGUUUGGAUCCACCGGCUCCUCGGUCCCUGGCACUCCAUCUCGAAGUUCAGGCCAGAAUGGACCUUCUGUUCCUGGCACACCCAAGUCUGGAAAUUCCACCUUCAUCAGCUUGUCCAGCACCCCCCGGAUGAGCCUGGGCCCCAGCAUGCAGGCCGCCUCCACUUUCUGCUCCAUUCAGCUGCUGGGCCUGGAGAUGCUGCUGCAUUACUUGGUUGGACCUGAAGUUGUUGCAUGUGCAGCCAAGAACAAGCUUGUCCUGAGUCUGGAACCCCUGACCCACUCCCUCCUGACUGGAGCCUCGUCCUUCAGCAAACACGCUGCCGUGCUCAUCUCCACCAUCACAGUUGGCUUCACCGGCAUCGGCAAAGACGCUCCAGAGUCCCUGUUGGCCAUCAUCUGGACCAGACUGGUCCGAUUUGUCAGCUUGACCAUAGAGUCUAGCAGCAAGAAGGAGCGUCAAGGCGGUGAAGUCCUCACAUCCAUGCUUCAGGCGCUGCAGAGCAUCGCAGAGACUCUGCCUGCAGACAGACUUCUGGUUCUGCUUGAGGCCACUGUGAAGAACAUCCCUCCCAGAGUUCUUGGCUCCACCUCCUUUCAAGUUGGGAAGAUGGACGUUUUGAAUGGCACGCCGGCAUUGUUCCUCGUCCUCCUCGUCUUCAACAGCAGCAGUCUUCCCGCCUUCGUGGAGGAUGAAAGAUUCCUUGUCUGCCUCCAGACUUUGAUCAGCUGUGGCCUGUCCGGUCCCACCUCCGCUCUGGCGUUUGUAGAGGCUGUGCUGGCGGCCAUCAGCCGCAGCGCUUCGUCUCUGCUGAUGGAGCAGCAGUGGAGGCUGUGGACCACCUUGGUCAGCCUGCUGACGGACGCCAUAACACAGUCUAACGAAGUCAACCAAGGUGACGCUCUGGAGCACAACUUCAGUGCGAUCCAUUCUUCUCUGAUGUUCCCCAUCACGCACCUCCUGGACGGAGCCUCGCUCCCUCAGGCGGCCCAAAAGUCAAUGCUGUCGUCGUGGUCCAAGCUGUACAAGGUGUUCGCACGCUGCUCUGCCUUGGUGGUGACAGCUGAGGAGAACAUCUGCUGCGAGGAGCUUUGCUCCAAGAUGGCAGCAGCCAUCGACAGUGAGGCACUGAAGGUUCCUUCAACAUUAAACGCCAUGGCCAGCAUCCUCCACGUGAUGGUGGAGUCUGUGGAUUUCUCUCCAUAUACUUCUCAGUUCCAGCAGAAGCUCAAGUCUCCUCACACGCCGAUAAACUGGGUUCGGAAGCAGAGCAAAGCCCUUGGGAACUUAUCCAGCUUCCAGAUUCUGCUGGUGCAGACCCUGCACACUUACCUGGAGGUGGUGGAGGAGUCUUCUGAAGCCAUAGGCUCCACCCUGCUCUCCAUCUUAUCGGUGAUCUUUAACAACUUGGCCCUCACCAGCGCCAUCAAGGUAGCUCUAACCUCCUUGGUCCAACCUCUGGCGCUCUUCUACAAGCAAGCAUCCAGUGAAACGUCCAAGUUUACAGCACAGCUCCUGGGGAAGCUGGAGAAGCUUCUGGGCGACAUCUUGGGUUGUCUGCAGACUCACUGCACACUGGCGUACGACAGCGAGCUGCUGGCUCAGCUCACGCCUCUGAUGAGUGUGCUGUUUCUUCACAAGAACAAGCACCUGCGCACCGCCAUCACACACUUUUGGAAUGCAACCUUUGCCAACUCGGUCAGCCUGACCUACCCUGAAGAGAUCAGGCCUGUCCUGAGCCAGGUGAAGAAGAAGACUCCCAUCAUCCUUCCUGGCUUUGAGGUGCUGACUCUUCCUGAAGAGCUCAGCGAACAGUUUUCAAGUGAGAGUUCUCAGCUGGAGACCGAACUCAGUGGGAUCCCGGUUUCAUCUGCAGGGAAGAGAGACUCCAUGCUUGGAAAAGCUGCUGAGGAAAGGGGCUCCAGGAAAUCUAACAAACCAGUUUCUACAAAGCUGGACUUUGACUCCCCCAGACCUCCAAGCAGGAGUGUUCUUGAAGAAGAGGCCUCCAUUGACUUUGUCUUCAUACCUCCUGAGACAAAAGAGCGAGUUCUGACUGAGCACCAAAAAGAGAUGAAAAGAACCAAAAGGGCUGAUAUUCCCGCCAUGUACAACAACCUGGAUGCUUCUCUUGACACCACCGUUUUCAGCCAGUACACCCAGAGCCAAGAGGACUGUAUCGACAAAGCAACAGCUGAACAAAAUGUCAGAGGUACUGAAGAAACUCCAGACGAGAUUCCUCCCAAAAAUGAAGAAAGCAAAGAAGUUCUAAUGAAGGAGCUCCAAGAGCAUGACAGAACUGCUACAACAGAGACGACUGAAAGUCCUCAGGAGAUCAUCCAGGACUCUGAUGUUUCUGUGGUAAUUGACAAGAAGAGUGAUGAGGCGACAGAAAAUGUGGAGUCUAAGAAUGACACGAGUCCCAACACCUCCUCGUCUUCAGAUUUGGUGUUGGGGACUCCGCAGAAACUCAACAGUCGACGUCAGUCAUUUAUCACUCUGGAGAAGUACAGUGAUGGAAAACCUGCCAGUCCCAGCAAUGGCUCGUCAUUUACUGGUCCUCAGGUAGCCUGCAAUAGUCACAAGGUUUUCUCUGAAGCUUCCCAUGUAUCCACAUGUCUGGAAUCACAGGAUUCUCACCCGACUGUGAAACUAAGUCCACCAGACCCCGAAUCCCCCCGUAGACCUAAGGAUUGUAGGGCCAAAACGGAGCCUGUGCGGCUGAUUGAAAGACUGCCGGAAGACCCCGGCGAGGAUGCCAGUGUUAUUCCCGACAUGCAGACUGAAAUGGAGAGUGGAGAUUUGAUUCCAAAAGAAACCAAUACAGAGGAAGAACCGGUGCCAGAUGAUUUAUCGACCCAGACAUCCCCAGAGGAACCUAGAAGGUCUGGACGUCAGAGAAUGAGGCCCCAGAUUCCUGGAGAGGAUCCAGAGGAACGAGAGGCAAAGUUCACAAAUUCCAAACGCAGGUGUUCUGGAGAAGAAACCAAAAGCGUGCCACCAGAGGCCAAGCAAAGCAGACCAAACACAAGAGCCAAACUGGCUGCUGAGGACAGCAGGAAGGGAGAUGGGCUUCGGACCAAAUCUAGAAGAUACUCUUCAGAGUUGAGCCAAAGCACCCCCAAGGGAAAACCAGACCGCAAAAAGAAAAGGAUCAGUGAGCCCAAGUGGAGCCAAACUGAGAAUAACUCUCAAUCAAAAAAUGUCUCACUUCUCUCCAAUCCAGAAGCUGAAAUGAGUGAGGGAAGUCCUGACCAAACAAAACUAAAUGAUGGAGGAAAUCUGCCUGCAAUGGACUCGCCGACUACAACUGCUGCUCCUCAGGACACUGGGCCACAGGUGAUGAAACCGGAAGAAAAGGAUGCAAAAUUACAGCCUGCUGAGACAUUGGAGGUGAAAGCGUCUUCAUCUGACAUUGCUGACCAUUCCCAAGAAGAGGAGGGCUCUAAGAUUUGUUCACCACCAAAAGACCCCCAGAAUGAAAUGGCACACCAGACACAGAGUGAGAACAUGAUCAAAGGAAUGGAAGGUUCUGAGGACAUCCUCAGUCAGGACAACUCUCCAGUCACACCUUCAUCUUCUGAUAGUCAGCCGGUCACACCUUCAUCUUCUGAUAGUCAGCCAAAACCUGAAAGGAAAUCCAAAAGAAAUGAAGUAUUGUCUGACACAGAAAGGUCUCAAGAUAAAGGUCAAAAUAUGGAGUCUGUUGGACCAUGGAGAAGGUCUCAGACAGUCUCAGUCAGGGACGUAGAGGCUGAAACCAAAGGUGGCCGAAAAAGAAGAAAAAAAAAUCAGGAAGAUCCUUUAAAAUGUAGUCCUAAAUCUACCGCAGAAAGUUCUCCAUCUUUAGAUCUUUCUGGAACAGAGUUUUCUCAGGAGGGUGGCAGAGAUUUGAGAAGAUCGUCCCUAAAAACAGGUGUCACUUUGGAGUCCCUAAAAUCUGCCACCUCUGAGACUCAGAAUAAGUCACCAGUCCCCAAAAAGAGAGGGAGGAAACCUCGAGGGUCUCCGUCUCGUACCAUAGAAUGCAAGGAGGGCAGUGGUGAUGUAGAAAUGACCCAGAGUCUAGAAGGAAGAACACAAGUCGCGGAGGCACCAGAAGGCCAAGAUCCACAGGAACUUCAUAGAGAGGAAGAGUCUUCAACACGGACGGAGACUUCUGAGGUUUUACAUUCAGCUGCUGGUGAUGAGAGGAAAGAGGGCGGCAUGGUGCAGAGCUCUGAGCCUGAAGACCAGAACACACUGGAGUCUGCUGGGCUUGCUACUCAUCUGAUCCAGGACCCAUGCAUAUGUGCUGCUGAUAGUGUGGUGCCCCCCCAAGAGACAGGGGAGAAGCUGAAUGUCUCAGAGUCAUCACAGAUGGAAAAGGAAGUGUCGGAAGGCAGCGAGGCGCACCCAGAAAAAACAUCAAUGGAGUCAAACGCAGAUCCCCAAGAUCCUUCGACUGCCCCAAACGAGGAGGGGGUUCAGGGGGAGCAUUCACAGGAGCCACUGGCCCCUGUCAGUCAGUGUGGUGGGGAGUCUGUCUCAGCUGCUGGAGCAGGAACAGAAAAUGGAGUCGCACCGGUGAAGGACAUUAAUGAAGACGGGAAUACACCAAAGGAGGAUGCAGAGGCUACACAAGCCUGUGUCUCUAAACAGACAGAAUUAGUUUUACUUGACCCCACCUGGGUAGGUCAGGAGUCCCCAAUGAGGCCCAAGGACAAAGUGACAGGGCCUGACAUUGGCCAAAGUCCCAGUGAUAGUAAUACCAGAGGUACCUGGUCUCCGUCUGCCUCACCCUCCACCAGUAUCCUUAAAAAAGCCCAGAAAAGACCUUUGGAGGUAGAGAUGAGUUCACCUCUUGUGAAGUCCAGGCGAGUGUCUUUUGCUAAUCCAAUCCAGCAACAGGAGACCGCUGACGAUAUUGAUCGCCGCAGUCUGGCUGUUGGCACCAACUCCCCCAGAAGGUCCAAAAGCAACACCAUCCCACAGCCAAAGCUUGUGACAACUCCAACAAAAGGCUUACAGGUGCGGAGUCCCAGAAAUCUGCACAGUCCAGGGUACAAGAGCUCCAAGAAGUGUCUGAUUUCGGAAAUGAGUCAGGAACCUGGAGCUGUGUCCAAAGACUGCAUCUAUCCCGCCCUGGUCGGCUGCUCUGCUCCCGUGGAGGCGGUGCUGUCCCAGAUAUCCUCCACCAUGUGGUUUCGAGGGUUCGGACAGCUUGUUCGCGCAAGAAACAUCAGAACUGUCGGUGACCUCAGCGCUCUGACACCUGGCGAGAUUAAGACCCUGCCUAUUCGUUCCCCGAAGAUGUCAAAUGUCAAGAAGGCCCUUAAGAUCUUUGAGCAACAGCGGAGAGGACGGGGAGGAGUCGAGCUGAAGAGCUUUGAUGAAACUGAGAUGAUGACCUCUGAGCUGGAGGAGCCAAGCGCCCCUCAUGACCCAGACGAAGAGGAGAAGACCUCUGGACAGCUUGCCGCAGAGCCGCUGGACCAGCUGCUGUCCUCAGACGUUCCCCCUGAGCUGGACACCAUGGCGCUGGAGGGGAACCGAAGUCCUGCACAGGGGCUGCAUCCUAGCGGGUUGUUGGGGGAGCUGGAGGCCCUGAGCUCCAGGAUGACGCCGAUGGAGCUGAGUAGCCUCUCGCCGCAGCAGCUGGUGGACAUUCACGCCCACCUGGGAGGCAUGAUGAGCCGCAUGGUGGCGGAGAUGCAGACCCGCCUCCAAAAACUGUGAUGCUGCUGUGCCGAGGGAGCAGGAGUGGGGUUUUAGUGUUUUUUGAACACUGGCUUUGUUCAGUGUUGAGCUUUUGGACAGAUCAUCUUCUCUCCAGUGUUUGUCCACAAACAUUUUUAGCAUUUUCUUACCGUCAUCCAUGAAGACGCCGCUCCAUCCAGCUUUUAGUUCUGCUGUUGUGUAUAUAUAUAUAUUUUGUUUUUUCUAGUUUCUUAGCUUUUAACUCAUUUUACUCCAUAAUUUUUAUCUCAAUAAAUAGUUUACUUGUGGAUUUUAAAUGCUAAAAUAAAAGGGGGAGCUAAUGGACAGUUUUUCUCCUCCAACUAAAGUGUCA
Molecule: messenger RNA, 7476 nt
Organism: Oryzias latipes (Japanese medaka)
Lineage: Eukaryota; Metazoa; Chordata; Actinopteri; Beloniformes; Adrianichthyidae
Gene: rif1
Product: replication timing regulatory factor 1
Biological process (GO): telomere maintenance
Cellular component (GO): chromosome, telomeric repeat region; nucleus
Source: RefSeq, a predicted model, not a curated record